Syzygium oleosum is the source of this 1977-nucleotide messenger RNA. Its product is annotated as protein IQ-domain 26-like. The transcript has 3 exons. The coding region runs from base 497 to 1834 and encodes 445 amino acids. Lineage: Eukaryota; Viridiplantae; Streptophyta; Magnoliopsida; Myrtales; Myrtaceae. Gene Ontology annotation, molecular function: protein binding. The record is from RefSeq and is a predicted model, not a curated record.
CCAUAAUCAUUAAGCCAAAUUACGUGAUUUGCAACUUUUUACGAACACCCAUGAACGAAGAUUCCAAUAGUUACCUUGUAGUAACUGGAAAAAUAUCUUUCUUUGGAAACCCUGCAGUGCAGUUCGACAAGUCAUCCUCUCAUGCAUGCAUACACGAGACACAACCUCUGCAUGUUUCAGUCCAUUUUCUUGUCACGUAAUGCUGUCCUUGCGCACGAGGUCGAUGACAGCUCCUCUUCGGUACGAAAGCGAAAGACAGCAGCAUAGAAAACAUCAAAGUUUCCCGCCCUUCGCUCCACUGUUCCUUUCGCCCUGCCUUGUCGUCUUUCAAAAAGACUUUGUAUUCUUUCCACGAAUGAUCGCCGCUCUGUUCUUGGCAAAUCUAACAUCCGCUCUGCACGAAACCGGAAAAGAGAGAGAGAGAGAGAGAGAGAGAGAGCAAGCGACCCAACUGCAUUAAUCUCUUACGACUUUUGUUGUCUUUUGUUUUCUCGAAAUGGGUAGGGCGGUGAGGUGGCUCAAGGGCUUGUUCGGGAUCAAGAAGGAUAAAGAGGUCAAGGACCCCGCCGCCGACGGCCGCCGCGGGCACCAAGAACGCCGCCGCGCCGGGGGCCUGUCCAACAACCCUGCCACGAUCCCGCCGAACAUAUCUGCGGCGGAGGCCGCCUGGCUGAGGUCGUUCUUCGCGGAGGGGUGCGAGGAGGAGCGGAGCAAGCACGCGAUUGCGGUGGCCGCUGCCACCGCUGCGGCUGCGGACGCCGCGGUGGCGGCGGCUCAGGCGGCGGCCGCCGUCGUGAGGCUCACGAGCCGCGGCAGGGGCACCGCGCUCGGCGGCGGCGGCGGGGGCGGCCACGAGAGGUGGGCCGCGGUGCAGAUUCAGGCUAAUUUCAGGGGUUACUUGGCAAGAAAAGCACUGAAAGCGCUGCGAGGGCUGGUGAAGCUGCAGGCGGUGGUGAGGGGCUAUCUGGUGAGGAGGCAAGCCACUGCUGCAUUCCACUGCAUGCAAUCUCUCUUCCGAGCUCAAGCCACCGUCCGGUCCCGCCGGGGUCGCGCUCCUCUCACCGUCCCCCCCGAAGUUUGCGCAGCUGCGGAGUCCCGGCCGCGCAAAUCCACGGGGAGAUCGGAUGAGGCAGGAAGCGAAUACACAGCAUCGCUUCAUAGCAUGAGGCUCUCGUCGUCCCUCGACGCUGCAACAGUAAUCGCAACCUCCGAAGGAAGCCCAAAGAUUGUGGAAGUUGACAAUGGUGGGCGCCAUUCAAGGCCCAUAAGGCCCCACCCUUCCUCUGAUGCGGAUCUCUAUGCUGAGCCCCAACCUCCUCCUCCUCCUCCCCACCCCACGUUCUCCUCUCCACUCCCGCUCCGGGCCCCGCCCCGCCUGUCGAUCCCCGAGCUCCGGAACCUCCCCGACCCCGAGUGGGCCCUGAGCGGCGACGAGUGCCGGUUCUCCACCACGGCGCACAGCACGCCCCGGCUCGCGAGCUCUCGCCGGUGUGGGCCCAGCGGGCCCGCCACCCCGUCCAACAGGAGCUCAUGCGGAGAUGACAACUCCUCCUGGGGGCAAACAGGCGGGAGGUCCCCGAAUUACAUGGCGAGCACGGAGUCGUCGGCGGCGAAGCUGAGGUCGCAGAGCGCCCCGAAGCAGAGGCCGGAGCCGGGGUCCAAGAGGCGGCUCUCGCUCUACGAGGCGAUGGGCUCGAGGAGCAGCUUGAGCGGGGUUAGGAUGCAGAGGGCUUGCUCAAGAGCCCAGGAGGUGAUCAACUUCAAGAAUGCCAUACUGGGAAAGCUUGAGAGGCCCAGUGAGUUUGGCAAAGAGGUGGACAAGAGGAUGUGGUGAGAGAUCAGUGUGGGAGGAUAAGAAAUGCUUCUUGUUGCUCCCUUUUUCAGUCAUAUGUUAAUGGAUAGGAGAUUUUAGUGAAUGAUAGAUUGUAAAUUUGAACGAUGAUUUUUAUUAAGAAGGCUCUACUUCAUAUUAGUGAA